This is a messenger RNA of Tilletiopsis washingtonensis, 1399 nucleotides long. Its product is annotated as DEAD-domain-containing protein. Bases 237 to 1313 code for a protein of 358 amino acids. Gene Ontology annotation, biological process: poly(A)+ mRNA export from nucleus. The record is from RefSeq and is a predicted model, not a curated record. The transcript is spliced from 8 exons. Gene Ontology annotation, cellular component: nucleus; cytoplasmic stress granule. Lineage: Eukaryota; Fungi; Basidiomycota; Exobasidiomycetes; Entylomatales. Gene Ontology annotation, molecular function: RNA binding; ATP binding; RNA helicase activity.
GGUCCACGGGCGUACCUGGGAAGGUGGGCGUGGGAGCAGCGGCAGCACGUGAUGCAGCGCGCCCCGCUGCUGCACCGUGCCGGCGGCUGCGCUUCUUGCCUCUCCUCCACCACCUUCUCAGACGCUUGUGCUCCCACUGCUCCGCCUUCUCUCAUCACUAGCACAGCAGUGAUCUCCCGAAUUCACCCCCGACAGCCUCUCACCGCAAGGCCAGCAGCGCCGCUCCGCCGCCCAGCAUGAGCGACAAGCCGGAUGCCGGCCUCGAUGCCAUCACGUCGCGCAUCAACACCCUGAUGGGCAAGGCCGCAGAGGGCGCCAAGCCGGCAGACACAGCGGCAGACAAGCCGGCGGCAGACGCGCCAGCUGCCUCGAGCGCUGCGCCUGCCGCCGCGGCCGAUGCCAAGAAGCCAGACGAGGCCAAGCCUGCCGGAACAGACGCGCCUGAGGCGAAGAAGGAGGCAGCGCCGGCGGCAGCUGCGCCAGCAGCACCAGCAGAGGAGGAGAACUCGUCUUCGCUGCGGGAGUCGUCGUACGAUGUGACGGUCACGCUGGCAGACCAGCAGGCGGAUCCGACGUCGCCGCUGUACAGCAUCAAGUCCUUUGAGGACCUCGGCCUGGCGCCCGAGCUGCUCAAGGGCAUCUACGCCAUGAAGUACCAGAAGCCUUCGAAGAUCCAAGAGCGUGCCUUGCCGUUGCUGCUGCAGAACCCGCCACGCAACAUGAUCGGACAGUCGCAGUCUGGCACCGGCAAGACGGCAGCCUUCGUGCUGACGAUGCUGUCGCGCGUGGACUUCAGCGUGCCGAAGACGCAGGCUGUUGCGCUCGCACCAUCGCGCGAGCUGGCACGGCAGAUCAUGGAUGUCGUCCACGAAAUGGGCAAGUACACGCCCGUCAAGACGGCGUACGCCAUCCCCGAUGGCAUCAAGCGCGGCGAGAAAGUGACGGCGCACGUCGUCGUCGGCACGCCGGGCAAGACGUUCGACCUGAUCAAGAACCGCAGCAUCGACACGAGCGCGGUCAAGGUCUUUGUGCUGGACGAGGCCGACAACAUGCUCGACCAGCAGAGCCUCGGCGAGCAGAGCAUCCGCGUGAAGAACACGAUGCCCAAGUCCUGCCAGCUCGUCCUCUUCAGCGCGACGUUCCCCGACGUUGUGCGCGAGUUUGCCGGCCGUCUGGCGCCCUCGGCCAACGAGAUCCGGCUCAAGCAGGAGGAGCUCAGCGUCGACCUCAUCAAGCAGUUCUACAUGGACUGCAAGAACGAGGACCACAAAGCAUCAUCUUCUGCGCAAAACGCGAGACGGCCGACCGGAUAGCACAGCGCAUGACGUCCGAGGGCCACAAGGUCGACUCGCUGCACGGCAAGCUUGAGACGGCGGACCGCGACCGGACCAUCGAUGCG